UAGUCUAUGGAACAAGAUGGCACUAAAAGCACUUGUCGGUCAAAAGAUUAUGAAUGAGGUGAUCCGCUAUCGCGGACCCAAAGGCAAGGAGUCACAGCGUAUAGAAUGGCGUAUCCUCAUAGUGGACCAGCUGUCCAUGCGCAUGGUCUCUGCAUGCUGCAAAAUGCACGACAUUUCUGCAGAAGGCAUAACAUUGGUAGAAGACAUCCACAAGAAACGUGAGCCGCUGUACACCAUGGAUGGCAUUUACUUAAUCACACCAUCAGAGAAAUCAGUUCAUGCUUUGAUCAAUGAUUUCUCUGUUGGUAACCGCAUCAUGUAUAAAGCUGCACAUGUGUUCUUUACUGAAGCUUGUCCCGAUGUACUCUUUGAUGAAUUAUCACGUAGUCCCGUAGCUAAAUAUAUUAAAACAUUAAAGGAGAUCAACAUAGCUUUCAUACCAUACGAACAACAGGUAUUUUCUUUGGAUUCGCCGGAUACCUUCCAAUGCAUGUACAACCCGGCUCUCACGCAGACACGCAACGCCAAUAUGGAGCGCAUUGCAGAGCAAAUCGCAACUCUUUGCGCUACUCUUGGAGAGUACCCAUCCGUUCGUUAUCGCAGUGACUGGGAGCGCAAUGUUGAACUGGCUCAGCUUAUUCAGCAGAAACUAGAUGCAUAUAAGGCCGACGAGCCAACUAUGGGCGAGGGUCCUGAAAAAGCGCGCUCUCAGCUACUAGUAUUAGACCGUGGAUUCGACUGCGUGUCUCCUCUACUGCACGAGCUAACUCUGCAAGCCAUGGCCUAUGACUUACUCCCCAUCGAAAAUGACGUCUACAGAUAUGAAGCAUCGCAAGGACAUAUGAAGGAGGUACUUUUGGAUGAAAAUGAUGAACUGUGGGUGGAGCUGCGACACCAGCACAUCGCUGUCGUCUCUACUUCUGUAACCAAGAAUCUCAAGAAGUUCACUGAAUCAAAACGCAUGGGAGGAGGUGAUAAACAGUCCAUGCGCGACUUAUCGCAAAUGAUCAAAAAAAUGCCACAGUACCAGAAGGAACUGUCAAAGUAUGCCACACACCUGCGUCUCGCUGAGGACUGCAUGAAGGCUUACCAGGGCUAUGUAGACAAGCUUUGCAAAGUUGAACAGGAUCUGGCUAUGGGUACUGAUGCUGAAGGCGAAAAAAUCAAGGAUCACAUGAGAAGCAUUGUUCCUGUGUUACUUGAUCAGUCAAUUAAAAACUACGACAAGAUGCGUAUAAUAGCCUUGUACAUAAUGUCUAAGAACGGCAUAUCGGAGGAGAACCUCAACAAGCUGGUUACUCAUGCUCAACUAGAGCCGUCCGACAAGCAGGCGCUGCUCAACCUCGCAAACCUCGGUCUCAACGUUGUCGUCGACGGUAACCGAAAAAAACAAUACCAAGUACCACGGAAAGAAAGAAUCACUGAACAGACUUAUCAGAUGUCCCGUUGGACACCAGUGAUCAAGGACAUAAUUGAAGACUCAAUUGAUGACAAAUUGGAUCAACGUCACUUUCCCUUCCUCGCUGGACGUGCACAGACUUCUGGAUAUCAAGCUCCAACUAGUGUACGAUACGGUCAUUGGCAUAAAGAUAAGGCGCAACAAACUAUUAAAAAUGUUCCGCGUCUGAUUGUCUUUGUGGUUGGCGGCGUCUGCUUCUCCGAAAUCCGUUGCGCCUACGAAGUGACGGCAGCUCUCAAGAACUGGGAAGUGAUCAUCGGCUCAUCUCACAUUCUCACUCCUGACAACUUCCUCUCCGACCUCAGCUCUCUCACCGCUUAAACAACAUCGAACAUGUCUUGAUAAUAUAAUAGUACUGAUGUGUAUUGCUAUGAUUUUUUUAGAAGUAUUUUUUAGAAGUCACAUGUCAUUGUUGACGCAAAAAAGUCAGAUCCCUCACUCCAAGAACCCAGUUGUUGAGUUUUCUAAAUAGGCAACGCUAAGUCACAUAUUAUUAAAACAAUACUUGUAGCUAGAUUGGAUCCUAAAAUUCCUAGCGACCCUCGUGAAUAGUGACUCGGCAUUUUUAUGUGCUUUCGUCAUAGGUUAGUACAUGCUUCUAAUUAAAUACAUUGCAUUAAACUUCGAAUUAAAUUUUUAACAAUUAAGGCUUUAUAUGGCAUAUAUAAAUUAAUUUGACACGUUGCGGUUUUAUGGAGAGCAAUAUGUUCACUUUAAAAGUUAAAAUAUAUGCUUGAAGCAUAUUGUAACAGUUAGUUGUUGAGACGAAUUUUUAACAAAAUAAAUCACAUUUUGCUUUUAAAAAUAUUUAAAUUAACUACUUAGUGUAAUUGUGAUAUUGUUUGCAAUGAAUUGUGUUAACAAUUCAAUGUUUUGUUUAUAGUUUUAGGUUACUAUUUUGAUCAAAAUAUUUAUAUUGUUGAUGUUUUACAAGUUUUAAUAAUAUAACAUCUAAUUAUUAAUGUUAACGUGGAUUAAGUUAUUAUAAUAGAUUAGUAUUAAUUCCUUAACCCAUUCUUAAUGUAGCAGAUAUUGUAACAAGUUAUCUCUGAUGAUAAACUGUAAAGUAACUACUAUUAUAGACUAAACUUUGGAAAGGAAGUAAAAGAGAAUAGGGCCUUAUUUAUAAAGAUAAGUUUAUAUGUGUUAUUCGUUUAUUAUAAAUAAUAAGAUUAGUCUCUUGUGGGAAUACAAUUUAAUGCCAAAAGACAUAAUACAUGUGGAGAAAGUAAAACACGAAAUGUUCUUUAUUACUUUUAUUGUCUUUCAGGAACUAUCGCGUUAAUUGAAAAUAUAUACAGUAGUAAUACUAGAUACGUUAGAUGUUCUGAAUAUCGUCUCUGUAAUCUUGUUAGUAAUUUUCGCAUAUACAUACGUGUGUUAGAAGUCGAUGUUUUAGUUAUCUCAACAUUCCAAUAAUAAACAUACAAUUAUUAGUAUUAAAAUAAUAUCAUAGCAUGACUGUCUAAAUUAUUAAUUACAAAUAAAUCCGUACAUAGUAGUUAAUAUAUUUUGAGCUUUUGGUUCAGAUGAUAACAAAAGAACAUGACUGCAUAAUGGUAUCUAAUAUAAAAUAGUCAUUUACAUAUCGUAAAGAUGUGGGUUUGGGAUUGUUAGAAUAUUACAUAUAAUGUUUUAAUUUUUAAUUCUUAGUUGAUAGUCUAUGCCCAUGUUUGUGCAAUUAUGUAGGAUAUAUGCAUUUCAUUUUACCUGUGUUAACUGUCAGUAUUCAAGUGUUACAUACAAAUAAAAUAUUAAUCAUCCUA
This is a messenger RNA of Melitaea cinxia (Glanville fritillary), 3225 nucleotides long. It is a transcript of the gene Rop, whose product is annotated as protein ROP. The record is from RefSeq and is a predicted model, not a curated record. The coding region runs from base 17 to 1780 and encodes 587 amino acids. Gene Ontology annotation, cellular component: secretory granule; plasma membrane. Lineage: Eukaryota; Metazoa; Arthropoda; Insecta; Lepidoptera; Nymphalidae. Gene Ontology annotation, molecular function: syntaxin binding. The transcript has 15 exons. Gene Ontology annotation, biological process: neurotransmitter secretion; vesicle-mediated transport; intracellular protein transport.